UCUGAGAAGAGAAGAGAGAAGGACGGGAGUGCAGGCUUCCGCCGCGGCGCGCGAACAGAGCGGGGGGCUCCGGCGUCCCCUCCCGGUCCUCGCCGCCCCGGCUGGGAUGUGAGCAAGGAGAGCCCUCAGCGCCUGCCUCCCGCCCUCGAAGGUGCCCCCCGGAGAGCGCAUUGGGAGCACCGCUGGUGUCCCUGCGCCCGCAGCGCCGCGGGACGGGAGUGGCAAGGAGCCCUGGGGCCGGUUCCCAGCUCCCACUCUUCAGAAAGAGCGGCCGGGGGGCACCGCUUUCCUGGCGCUCGGCACAACUCCGGGGCCAGCAGCGCGCGGCUGGACAGAGUCCCGCUUCCCGCCGACUCACCGGGAGCGGGGGACAGCGCCUGCCCGCCUGCGCUCCCUGUAGCCCUAGCUUCUCGGCACCUGCGCCGAUUCCCGCCAAGGGGCUGAGCCCCGCGGCUCCCGGCCCCCGCAGCCUCCUCCGACCCCAUGGAGAACGCGCCCGCCGCGGCUUCCUGAUUGCGGGCGCCGCCGCCGUCCAAACCGCGCGCUGGGGUCCUCCAUUCCGCCCCUCUUAGGGGCGUCCGAGAGGCCAAGGAAGAGCGCACCAUGAAGUCCGUGCUGUUCAGCCGCUUCUUCAUCCUCCUGCCCUGGAUCCUAAUCGUCAUCAUCAUGCUCGACGUGGACACGCGCAGGCCCGCGCCCCCGCUCACCCCGCGCCCCUACUUUUCUCCCUACGUGGUGGGCCGCGGGGGCGCCCGACUCCCGCUCCGCAGGGGCGGCCCCGACAGCGGCCACGGGCGCGGCUGGGAGAAGCGCAACGACUCGCGACCACAGCCACAGCCGCAGCCGCGGCCGCGGGCCGAGCCGCCUCUGCCCACCAUCUAUGCCAUCACGCCCACCUACAGCCGCCCGGUGCAGAAAGCCGAGCUGACCCGCCUGGCCAACACUUUCCGCCAGGUGGCGCAGCUGCACUGGAUCCUGGUGGAGGACGCGGUGGCGCGCAGCGAGCUGGUGAGCCGCUUCCUGGCGCGGGCCGGGCUGCCCAGCACUCACCUGCACGUGCCCACACCGCGGCGCUACAAGAGGCCCGGGCUGCCGCGCGCCACGGAGCAGCGUAACGCCGGUCUCGCCUGGUUGCGCCAGAGGCACCAGCACCAGCGCGCGCAGCCGGGAGUGCUCUUCUUCGCCGACGACGACAACACCUACAGUCUGGAGCUGUUUCAGGAGAUGCGAACUACACGCAAAGUCUCUGUCUGGCCAGUGGGCCUGGUUGGUGGGCGACGCUAUGAACGUCCGUUGGUGGAAAACGGCAAAGUCGUGGGCUGGUACACCGGCUGGAGAGCAGACAGGCCUUUUGCCAUCGACAUGGCAGGAUUUGCUGUAAGUCUUCAAGUCAUCUUGUCCAAUCCAAAAGCCGUAUUUAAGCGUCGUGGAUCCCAGCCAGGGAUGCAAGAAUCUGAUUUUCUAAAACAGAUAACAACAGUUGAAGAACUGGAACCCAAAGCAAGUAACUGCACCAAGGUUCUCGUGUGGCACACUCGGACAGAGAAGGUUAACCUAGCCAACGAGCCGAAGUACCGCCUGGACACAGUGAAAAUUGAGGUAUAAACUGAAGCAGCAGCUGGUGCAGUUUUCCGGCUAGUGGACGUGGGAGAGGAGCCCAGAGGUCAGGCUGCAGAACAUUCAGGUAUUGUUCGCUUGGCUUCAGGACGACAGCCCAUGUUGGCAUCUGACAAGGCAUCUGUUUCAGCAGAGCUGGUCAGUUCACACAGCUGAUGGGGUGGCAGCAAGUGUAUGUUUUUGUUUUCAUUUGUUCUGCAUGUCUUCCCUACAACUGAACUGGUUCUUUGUACAGUACAGCUAGUGCCGCUGCGGGAUACCUUUGUGAGUAUCUUAUGUACUUUUUUUUUUUCCCAUUUGGCCUUAUAAUUGGUAGAACUUAGCAGGUUUUAGAAACAAAUAACAGGCAUUUUGUCAACUAUAUGUUCCCAAUUCCUCACUUUGCAAUAUUAAUUAAGUUCUGUAAGGUUGGUGGCAGUAUACACUGUAGAAAAUAAAACCCACAAAAAUAAAAGGUCUAUGGAUUCAUCUGUUUAAUAUAGGGAUAUAACAUUUUGUCAAUACUAGGCACCAUAAGAUGUAAACACAAUUACGGUCAUAAACCUGGAUAUACCUUCAAGGAUUGAAAGUGGCUUUGUUUAGUUACCCUGUUUGCAUAUAGUGCAGAGAAAGGUCUUCGUGUUAUUAGCACUAUGUACAUAAGAAGAGCUCCAAAUUACAAGAGAGGCAGAUAAAAUUUGAGUUCUUUAAACAUUUGUUAAACUAAGUUUUGUAGUAACAUCCAGGUUUAUCUUCCUUUCACUAACCACGUUCCCUGUUAAGCACAUCAUAACAACAGCACAGUGAAGUGAAUGAUGAAAUAAAAGAAUUUUGAUACACUAGAAAACAGUGCUCAGUGAUACAUUUACAUUCUAUUUAUAUGAUUAAAUGUUCGAUCAUACAGUACCUUCCUACAGGAUUACUGGCUAAUUUGGGGGUGGGGUUUAUACUGUUAGAGGUAUUACUAACAUGAUAACUACUUCCCUUAUAUGCAGACAUUAGAGCUAUAAUUUUAUUGAGAGUAAAACUGAUUAUGCAAGUUGACUGAGCAGCUUCUCAAAUAAUGUGGUCUAUGAAAU
Mustela lutreola (European mink) is the source of this 2675-nucleotide messenger RNA. RefSeq names its product beta-1,3-glucuronyltransferase 2 (gene B3GAT2). Gene Ontology annotation, molecular function: galactosylgalactosylxylosylprotein 3-beta-glucuronosyltransferase activity. Bases 604 to 1605 code for a protein of 333 amino acids. Gene Ontology annotation, cellular component: Golgi membrane. Gene Ontology annotation, biological process: chondroitin sulfate proteoglycan biosynthetic process; carbohydrate metabolic process. The record is from RefSeq and is a predicted model, not a curated record. Lineage: Eukaryota; Metazoa; Chordata; Mammalia; Carnivora; Mustelidae. The transcript is spliced from 4 exons.